UAAAUGAAUGAAAUUCAAAAGGCAGAAAAGCAUAAAAGGGGACAGUGACCCUUCACAAUACCCAUUAGAACUCUCACACAUAAUAACCCUCCAUCAAUCAAACAUUAUUCAAUUCGAUAGCCAUAGCCAUAACCAUGCCUCCAACUCCACAAGAACACGAGCAACCCCUCUUACUGGACUCACCGCAACAAGCCGAUGAGUUAGAAGAAACAGCCUACGAUUCUUCCGAGAAGAUCGUGGUAGUUGGAAUCGACGAGUCAGAGUACGAGUCCGGGAACUGGGCCCGGGCCCCACCGUUCUCAUGGAGGAAGCUAUGGCUAUUCACGGGCCCGGGCUUUCUCAUGAGCAUAGCGUUCUUGGACCCAGGGAACCUGGAAGGAGACCUGCAGGCCGGUGCCAUUGCGGGGUACUCGCUGCUGUGGCUGCUCAUGUGGGCCACAGCCAUGGGCCUGCUGAUCCAGCUGCUGUCGGCCCGGCUCGGCGUGGCAACGGGCAGGCACCUGGCGGAGCUUUGUCGGGAGGAGUACCCGACGUGGGCUCGGAACGUGCUGUGGGUUAUGGCUGAGGUGGCACUUAUUGGUUCUGAUAUUCAGGAGGUUAUUGGUAGUGCUAUUGCUAUAAGGAUCCUUAGUAAUGGCUUUGUGCCUCUUUGGGCUGGAGUCACCAUAACUGCUCUUGAUUGUUUUGUUUUUCUUCUUCUGGAGAAUUAUGGUGUGCGGAAACUGGAAGCUGUUUUUGCUGUUCUCAUUGCGAUAAUGGCGGUUGCCUUUGCAUGGAUGUUUGGUGAAACAAAGCCCAGUGGCAAGGAAUUGCUUCUUGGUAUUUUGAUUCCGAAGCUUAGCUCUAGAACUAUACAGCAGGCUGUUGGAGUUGUGGGCUGCAUUAUUAUGCCUCAUAAUGUGUUCUUGCACUCUGCGCUUGUUCAAUCAAGGAGGGUUGAUCAUCGGAAUAAAGGCCGAGUUCAAGAAGCUCUUAAUUAUUACUCAAUAGAGUCCACCAUGGCCCUUAUAGUCUCCUUUGUUAUUAAUAUAUUUGUCACAACCGUUUUUGCUAAGGGGUUCUAUGGUACCGAACUAGCAAACAACAUUGGUCUUGUAAAUGCAGGACAGUAUCUUCAGGAGCAGUAUGGGGGUGGAUUAUUUCCAAUACUGUAUAUAUGGGGUAUUGGGUUAUUAGCAGCAGGACAAAGUAGCACUCUUACGGGUACCUAUGCAGGUCAAUUUAUCAUGGGGGGUUUCCUAAAUUUAAGGUUGAAAAAAUGGAUGAGAGCACUAAUUACACGAAGUUUUGCAAUUAUUCCAACUAUGAUAGUUGCUCUUAUUUUCGACACCUCUGAGCAAUCGUUAGAUGUUCUGAAUGAGUGGCUUAAUGUUCUUCAGUCAGUUCAAAUCCCCUUUGCACUUAUUCCCUUGCUUUGUUUGGUGUCAAAGGAGCAGAUAAUGGGAAGUUUCAGAAUUGGCCCCGUCCUCCAGAUUAUUUCAUGGCUCGUGACUGUUCUGGUGAUAGUGAUUAACGGCUACCUUCUGCUGGAAUUCUUCUCGCACGAAGUGAAUGGCGCAAUAGUCGGCACUGUAGUGUGCGUGCUAACAGCUGCAUAUGUUGCAUUCAUAGUAUACCUUAUUUCACGGGCCGUUACGUAUUCACCUUGGCAAAGUGUGACACAGCGAAAGUCAAAUACUAACUCAGAGUUGGAGUAAUUAGCUCGUAAAGAAGUCAAUGCAAAGUGGUGGAAGCAUAUUGUUGUUUUUGCCUGUAAAUUAUUCAGUCUGUAGGUUGUAGCGGAAGUAUUGUUUUUCUAUCAAAAUUUAGUUUCUGAAAUGAAAUGCCUUUGAAAUCACUGA
Messenger RNA from Arachis duranensis, 1841 nucleotides. RefSeq names its product metal transporter Nramp3. The record is from RefSeq and is a predicted model, not a curated record. Gene Ontology annotation, cellular component: vacuolar membrane. Gene Ontology annotation, biological process: defense response to bacterium; positive regulation of reactive oxygen species metabolic process; metal ion transport. Lineage: Eukaryota; Viridiplantae; Streptophyta; Magnoliopsida; Fabales; Fabaceae. Bases 135 to 1697 code for a protein of 520 amino acids. The transcript has 4 exons. Gene Ontology annotation, molecular function: manganese ion transmembrane transporter activity; cadmium ion transmembrane transporter activity.